UUUGGAAUGAGGUGGAGGAGGGUAUAUUUAAGAUCUCAUCCCUCUUAUUUUAUUUGGCAAGGUACCUGUGCUCUCUCGCCUGCGCUCUGUCUCUCCCUCUGUGAUUGACGAAUCGUACCUCAGCUAUUUGUUCCCAACAAAGGGCUAAAUGGCUUCUUCUUCUUCUUCUAAAGAAACCCAUAAUGCGCCUGAUACUCCAGCCUCGCCAAAGAGCAUCUACAAGGAUCCAGAUGAUGGGCGACAACGGUUUUUGCUUGAGUUAGAAUUUAUUCAGUGUCUAGCCAAUCCUACUUAUAUCCAUUAUUUGGCUCAGAAUCGCUAUUUUGAAGAUGAAGCAUUUAUUGCCUACUUGAAAUACCUUCAGUACUGGCAACGACCUGAGUACAUGAAAUUUAUAAUGUAUCCUCAUUGCCUAUUUUUUCUUGAAUUGCUGCAAAAUGCAAACUUCCGCGACGCAAUGGCACAUCCUGGCAACAAGGAGUUGGCACAUAGGCAGCAAUUCUUUUUCUGGAAGAACUAUAGAAACAACCGAUUGAAGCACAUUUUACCAAGACCACUACCUGAACCUGCUCCUGCACCUGCACCCCCUGCUGCUGCUCCACCUCCACCUUCCAUGCAGCCAGUACCACCUGUGCCUCCAACAACCAUUGCUAUGCCAGCUGCUCCUGCCUCAGCACUUUCUCCCAUGCCAUAUGGCAUGCCUCCUGGAUCUGCUCUUGCAAAAAAUGAUAUGCGGAACACUGGAAUUGAUCGAAGAAAAAGAAAGAAAGAAGUUUGACCUGAACUAUCAACUAUUUCGACAGCAGUGGAGCAAAUAGAUAUGCUGAGAUAGCUAUACUUAUUCACUUGUUUUAUGAGGCUGAUGGUGUGUGACGAUUCUAAAUCAUGAUUAUUCAUAUCUCACUUGAAUGAUUUAGCCCAUGCAAAAUAAUCAGCUCUGAAGUUUUAGAUGGGGCCAGGAUCAAUCUACUAUGGCUGCCCUUUUUAUUGCUGGUUUCUCACUGCAAUAGAUGUAACAAUUGCAACUUCAUUGUUUUCAAAUUCUCUGCAAUGAAUCUAUUGCGUUGUAGAACUUCAUGAUUCAGUAUCACCUAAGCCAAUGAAAGCUGGAUAGAAAGCUGAAAGUCUUGAAUAAUAUUCCAAUAAAUAGACUUUGCUGGUAAGGAUGUUAGAGAUUUCAUCGAAGAGUUAGCUAGAUGGAAAAUCUGUAUGUAUGUUCUUGGCAUGAUUCAUAUGGUUUAAACCCAACACUUUUCUUUA
This is a messenger RNA of Hevea brasiliensis (rubber tree), 1260 nucleotides long. Its product is annotated as mediator of RNA polymerase II transcription subunit 31. The record is from RefSeq and is a predicted model, not a curated record. The transcript is spliced from 7 exons. Gene Ontology annotation, biological process: regulation of transcription by RNA polymerase II. Gene Ontology annotation, molecular function: transcription coregulator activity. Bases 149 to 778 code for a protein of 209 amino acids. Gene Ontology annotation, cellular component: core mediator complex; mediator complex. Lineage: Eukaryota; Viridiplantae; Streptophyta; Magnoliopsida; Malpighiales; Euphorbiaceae.